AUGAACGUGGAUUCUGACACACUUCGUCAGGUUUUCGAUGCUCUUGAUAAAGGAAACAGAGGAUACAUAACAGUUGAGCAAUUCACCAGUGCACUGGAAAAGUUUUAUACAUCAAUGUCUCAAUGCAGUUCGGAAGAUAUUCCGAGUCCCAAGAUAACUCGAAUGCAAUCUAUGCAACAAAUGCGUCAGAUGGAGGCGAAGAUGGAAUCAAUGUCUUCGCAGGCCUCAGUAGUCGAGAGUGAUAACCUAACGGGGCGGUUGCGUGAUGAAAAUGUCCGCCUCAGCGCCUCCGUGGCUGUGCUGGAGGAGCGGCUGAAAGAAACGGAAUCCCGCUACCGUCGCGACCUUGAAAGCGAAAGAGCCCAUCUCGAAUCUCUAAUGGCCCGAUCGAAGCGAACCUACGAGGAAGAAAUUGAAAAUCUACGUGGGCGUUUUCAGAAACUUGAGGCAGACCUCUCCGCGACGACUGCUCAGCUAAGCAAAACAAAAGUAGAGCUUGAUGGUGCGAGGGCGGAAUGCAAACGAACAACAGAAGCCCUGAUAGACGCCCAAGACAAGGUCAAUGCCUUAACAGAACAACUCAAUAAUCGAUCGAGCGCAGAGAACUGGGAGUUGCAGAAGGCGAUUGCUGACCGCGAUCAGGCAAUAAAUGCUCUGAGAGAAGUUAAUACGGCCGUCGGGGGUGGGCAUAGGUCCUCUACGAGUUUGGACACGGUAGCUCGUCUGGAAGAAAUGCAGCAGUUAAUCCUGCGGCUGAAGCAGGACAACAAGAGGCUAACUAAACAGGUGCAAGAUGCUCAAGAGGAGUCUUGGUUCAACAAUCUGCGCGAUGGGCAGAAACUACUUUAUGCUACGGAAAGUAGUGUCAGCGGUGAAUUGGACAAACUGACAAAAGAAGAGGUUGUCGACUUGCUAACUCAGGAGAAGCACACUAACAAUGUACUUCGAACCUACCUUAACAGCCUCCUUGAAAAGGUCGUGAUAAAUCAUCCUGAACUCCUGGAGUCGAGGCAGUGA
Molecule: messenger RNA, 1017 nt
Organism: Mesocestoides corti
Lineage: Eukaryota; Metazoa; Platyhelminthes; Cestoda; Cyclophyllidea; Mesocestoididae
Source: the annotation of a GenBank genome assembly